Messenger RNA from Equus caballus (horse), 5984 nucleotides. The record is from RefSeq and is a predicted model, not a curated record. Lineage: Eukaryota; Metazoa; Chordata; Mammalia; Perissodactyla; Equidae.
AUGAGCCCGGCGCGGCGGCCGAGGCAGCCCGCUCUCCCGCGCUCCCGGAGCCCGAGCCGAGCGCGGAGCGUGGCGCGCAGGCCGAGCGCGCCGCCCGCGGGCCUCGCCGCCCGCGACUCUCGCCUCCGCCCCCACUCCGCUCCCCAACUUGGAGGGGACCCCGGGCUCGCCUCCGUACAAAGGGGCGCGGGCCGGGGGCGUCUGUGCCCCGGCAGGGAGGCGGCGGCGCCCUGCAGCCCCCAGCCCCGCCGCGGCGUCCCCCUCCCGUUCGCCUGCCCGCAAUUACCUGCCACCCCGUCUCCGCAUCCAACCACCCCGAUUAAAGUUCACUUUGGCCGGGAGAGCGGGCUCGGGCUUCCCCUUGCACCGCCCGGCGGUUCGGCUCACUUUGCCCCGCGCGAGCUCUCGGAUCCGGGCGGGGCAGGCGGCUCUCGGGCCUGGCCGCCCCUUCCUCCCGGGGCGGGCUGGCGGUCCCCCCGAAUAGAACUUGUGGGUCUCCUCAGGCGGACAUUUUUUUCGCUGAGGCGGCCUCAGCACCGCGCUCGGCUCGGCUCCGGAUCCCUCCGCGCCGGGAAGAGCCCCGAGUUAACCCCUUCGGCCCCGGCCCGCUCCCGCCGCCUGCGCCGAGGAAGUGGGGCCGGCGGAGGGGGCGGGGAGGAGUCGGCGCGAACGGGGAGGGGCCGCCGCGCGGCCGGUGGACAAAGCCCGCGGUGGGGUGAGGCGGGCCGGAGUCGGGCCGGCGGGGAGGGGCGGGCGACGCUCGCAGACACCCCGCGAGGCAGGGCCCGGCCGCCCGCCGAGAACGCCUCGUCCGGGCCCCCGGGAUCCGGGCGGCGGGCACUGAGGCGCGGCUUGGCCGGCUCCUGCCUCAGGCCGCGAAGCGAAGCGGCGGAGACGCAGCUGCAGACGCAUCUGGAUCGGCUGCCCGGGCCGCCCGGCCCGAAGCCGCAGAGCCCUGAAGGCUGCCGUUUCCGAGCCAGCCGCGCUGGACGCCGGCCGCCGCGUUCGGCCGGGACCGGAGGCUCCAGUCCCCGAGGCCGCGCAGCGCUCGGCGUGCGCGGGGAAGGGAGGCCCGGCCGCCUGGGUCCGCUCUGGGCGUAGGGGCGGUUGGUCAAAUGCGUGGCUGAGCGGAACGCAGAAGGAGCAAACCCCCCCCACAAAUCACGCCAAGCAGCGUGGGCUUCAGGUUCCCAAACACUCCACUCACUCAAGCCCCCACGUCUACAACCACCUCAUCCCACCCGAAUCCCAUUCGGGGCCACCGAAUUGCACAGCGGGACCAGUCCUUGGAAAUGGAUCAAGCCGGUCCCUUCACUUUACAGAGACGGCCCAGGGAGGUUCUGUCGCACAGCCACCGUCUUGGAGCAAGUUCUGAACUUGGCCUGAAGAAGCACCACACGGAGGAGAAGGAAGGAAGACAAAAUAACUAAACCUCAAUUUCUUUUAAAUUGGAGAUAGAAGUAAGGUUUCCUCGAAUGGCAACUCGUGUUUUGACUCUUGGUAGUGAGUGCAGUAAGGACGAGGCAGAAGAAACACUGUGAGGAAAGAAGGCACAUCGAAAGUAACAAAUUAAAGGAAGCAGCCAGUGCCUUGAAGACAACAGCACGGCAAGAAGAAGCCGUUAGAGCCCAGACUUGCAUGGAAACAAGAAGGACACCACCACAGCAUGGCCUGAUGAGCAGUGCAUAGGUCCGCACCUCAGAUCUGAACCUGUGAAACAAGCCACCGAAGCCGGGCAAGCAAACUUAACACCUAUGCCACUGGGGCACCCCCUCUGGUUAAGUUAAAGUAAAUGCAGUAGAUCACAUCAUGUCAUAAAAUGAAUUUUUAAGAAUUAAAAGCACGGGGAGCCAAAGAGGAGACAACAGCAACAAAAUUUGAGAAGUUUUAGCUGGAAAAGUGGAAGAGUGGUAAAAGAUGUAGUAGACUAACAAAACUGAAUCUUAAGGCAGAAAUGAAGUAAAUCAAUAACCAAACCCAUGUAUACUGCACUGUCACCAAAAGACUCAUAACUGCCAGCUCCCGGUUCCUCUUGAAGUGAAGUGAGGAAAGGGGGAAGUACUAUAAGGAGGAUUGGUUGCAAAUCUGUUUAAUAAGAGGCAAUCAGAUCCCCCAGAUUCCCUUCUCGGCUCCAUGUAGUCAAGCAAACAAACCUCCUCACUUACCUGGGCAAAAUACUACAAACUUCCUCUCUGCAGAUGGUGAUAUGGCAGGUCUCUAGAGGGUAGGGGGAUUAAGUGAACAUUUGUAUAUUGGAUGCUGAGGACCCCAAAUUUCUUCACCAACUUGGCUCCCAGAUUCCAGUCAUGAAGCUUUCAACUUCCAAGGAAGAGAUUAGAAGAUCCUUCUAUGUGGAGUCUGAUCAACUCAAGAGGAAGGAUCUGAAGACACUGACAUGGAAGGUUCCCCAACUAUAAGCCCCAACAAAUCACUCUACAGGGAAGUUGACAGCUGACAACCCCCCACCCAUUCACUCAGAGUUUCCCAUAAGCAUUUUGAGGCCCUAUUCUUAAAUAUGAGCAGACAACAAAGGAUGAUCAGACAUGUGAGGGAAGCUACUAUUAUGUGAGACAUUUAGAGCACUUAGAAUUGAAAACAGGAGAGUAUAAAUGGGAAAAAAAAAAAAAAAAAAAAAAAAAAACCUUGAUAAAAAGGAUUGGAAGAGAAAGUUAAGGAAAUGUUCUAUAAGGCAGAGCAAAAGGCAGAGAGGACCAGUUCAGGAAGUUCAAAAUCCAAACAAUAAGGGCUCCAGAAAGCAAGAUGAGGGGGAAAAAAUGAGGAAAAUCAUCAAUGGAAUAAACUAAGAAAUAUUUCCAGAAUUAAAGUACAUGAGUUAAUUAAUUAAAUCGGUUCCCCAAGUACCCACCACAGUGGAUAAAAAGAGAUCUAUACCAAAGCAUGUGAUCAGGAAAUUUGAGCACACACUAACCAAAGAGAAGACCUUCGAGCUUCUAGAGAGAACACAAAACAGAACAAAUACAAAGGACUAAAAAUCAAAAUGGCAUCCAUUAUUUAACAACACUGGAACCCAGAGUGCAAUGGAACAAGGCCUUCAAACAUCCUGAAGAAAAAAAAAUAUUUGCUAAAUGAAUUAAUAAUUUGGAAGUCUUUUAAAAAUAACUCUGUAUAUCAUUUUAAAACCAAAUAUUCCUCCUCUCUGGUUUGGGUCAAUGUGAGUUAGGGAUACAGAGAUAUACCCAACUGGGUCCCAGACAGAACACACAGUGGCAUCACUUACAAAUGUACGUACAGUUUUUGCUCUCUAUUUUCUCAGCAUCUCUAAAGCAUUCUGAAAAUAUUAGUGUCCUCUGAACUUUUGGCAAGCAAGGAAUCCUCUUAUUUAAUUAUUGUAUUCUCUUUUGAAUAUAGUCAAAUUCAGUAUAUAUAUUUCUUAUAGUCAAAUCUCAUUUAUUCACUACGAGGAAGGAAUCAUCUCAAAGAGUAAAUACCUUUUUGGAAUACAUCUUUCCCAUGUAUUUGAAGAGGCAGGUGCCUCAACACUGGACCAACUAAUAGAACUGUCUUGGAAAAGCUGAUAAACAUACAGAUUACUCCUUCUGCUCCACCCACUUAUUCUGUCCUUAUUUGGAAAAAAAGUUUGAAAACAUGUGGAGUACCAACAGGGACUAAAGACAUCCCACCUGAAUAUAAGCUCCAUAGAGGCAGAAAUUUUUUUCUGUUUUGUUCAUUAGUGUAUUCCAGGUACAUAGUAUGUGCUUAAUAAAUAUUUGUUGGGCUUAUGAAAAACUGAAAGAAUAAAUGAGUGACAGAAGGCUAUUUAGUCUUCAAAAUAGCAGCUGAAUUUCCAAGUAAGUAGCCAGGCUUUUGAAAAAUGAAAGUAACCAGGCUUUUGAAAAAUGAAAAUUAACUUGCAUCCAUAAUUUCCUACUGACCAACAUUAUGAUAAAACCUGCAGAAGAAUAGCAGUGGACAUUUGUCAUAGUCAUGAAUGUCCACUAUCUUUUAAACAGCCUUUCUGUAUUAAAGGGCAUUCCCAUGAUAUGACUCCUGCCUCUCUAAUGUGUAUCAGAGCCAAAAAAUUCCCAAGACCCUUUGCAGCCAGGACACAGACUUAUGACGUAGGCACCUGCUCAAAACUUCAGAAGUGAGCAACACAAGAACACAGGGUAUGUUUGGAGCUGCCAUUUUGUCAUUAGGUUGUUGGUCUUUUCCUUAUUGAUUUGUAGAGCUCUUAAUAUCAGACCUAACCCUCUUUCUGUGAUAUUGGUUGCAAAUACUUUUACUUAUAAUUUGUCUUUAUUUUUUACAUGCAUAUUUAAAAAACAGUUACAUGUAGUCCAAAGUAUUCAUCCUGUAUGGUCAUCUGGGUUAUAUGUCACACUUAAAAGGUCUAUCUCCUUUUGAGACUAUAGAAAAGAAAAUUCACUCAUAAUUUUUUCUAGAACUUUUGUAGUUUGAUUGUCUUGUGUUUACAUCUUUAACCUGUCUGGAAUUUAUUUUGGCAUAAGGAGUGAGGUAGGGGUUCAACUUAUUUUUUCCAGUGGACCAAACAAUAGUCCUCAAUCGUUUAUUGAGUGCAAUGCUCUGAAUUAGAUAUCUAUACUAAAUUACUUAAUCCUUUAUUCAGCUCACUGUAUUAAAGAACCUGCACUCACUUAUCAAGAAAGAAAAGUGGGGAAUGAAAGAGAAUGAGGAUAAUCAAAAAAGCUCUAAGUUUAGAUGGCUAAGAUUUUAUGAGAUUCUUCUUACUCUCAGCAACAAUCUCAUUCUUCAUCACCUGGAAAGACAACAUGGUGUCUGGAAUUGACAACACUCUCAACAAUUAUUUUAAGAAGAUCCAUCCCUUUCCUAUUUUGAUCACAUACCACCCUCUAGUAUUUGGGUUUUUAGUGUAUAGAAGUUUUACUUUGUUGGAAUAGGAGGCACUUAUUACAUGUGCUUUAAUAUGGUAAGAAUUCUCUGUUCUUUUAUCUUAUUAUCUAUUUUGGAAAUAAUUAAUCCUUAAUCUAUGGGUAUAGCCUGAACAUCUUCCAAAUAUGUAAGCUGACUUCCAUCAAGCCAUGAUGAGCACAUAUGUGUUAGGGGUUGCCUACCUUAAAAAGACACUCACAAACAGAACCCUCCAGAAAGGAAGAGAUUGGCCUUAGCUAUAUGGACAGAGCCAGGCCUGAGAUUAUCAUAAGGGUAAAAAAAUUCUUUCUCAGCUUCCUCAGCUCCUCUUGUGACCUCAUCUCUCUUACUUUUGAAAAUAAGCCGAUAGAUAUCACUUAGAACAGUGGUUCUCAAGGUGUGGUCUCUUGACAAGUAGCAUCAAAAUCACUUGGCAACUAAUUAGAAAUGCAAAUUCUUAGGCUCCAUCCUAGACCUGCUCUGUGAGUGGAGCUUCAUCACAGAAACUCUGAGGGUGAGGCUGGCAAUCAAUUUUUUAACAAGUCCUCCCUGUGAUUCUGAUGCACACUAAAAGUUUGAGAAACAGUGCCUUAGAAGGGUGGCCCUGUGAGGUCCUUGAUGUUUCAGGAUAAUAAAGAUGAACACGAAGUGGGCUGCCAGAGUGUAUUUACCCUGAAUAGGUAACUACCAUUGGAGAAAUGUACUUAACAAGGUAGAGCAAUGCUGAAGGAAUAAAUUGCAUAUUAAUUAAUCAUUUUUAAAUGAUUGCUAAAAGCAAAAGUUAUUGCUGGUAAAAAGUCCAGAAAAAGAACACUAGAUGAUACUGAGUUCAGCUCUCACCACGUGUCAGAUCUUAUAAAUCUUUUCUUACAAGUCAUUAGUAUCUUAGGCAAAUUCAGUCUAUUAUAGUCUUUAUUGUCUAUUUUAACACUUAUGAGAAAUCAGCAGAAUACAUGGCCAAUAUUCUCAAGUUCUUUGGCACAUAUGCCUAGCUUCCCUCAACUAGGGGCUCUUCGGUGGUAAAGGCUAUAUUUUCCUUUUAUCAUUAAUAACUGAAUCUUCUCUCCAAACCCAAUAAUCCCUCAGUAAUUGUUUAUUAAUUAAAUGAGAAAUUAUAUUUUCAGUGAAAGUUG